UACAGGCAAAGACAAGGAGCUGCUCGCAUCUAACCACCACAAGGACCACAGUGUGUGGUACGAGGAGGCAGCGACCGCCAGGGAGGGGGCUACGGGUCUUGUGGACGGAGUCACUUCUUCCUCAUCCACAUCUUCCCUCUGGGGCGUGUGGUGUUUAGCAUAUUUAACGCCAGCAUUAGCAAACCAAGAGCCAGGGACUCUUGACCACUUUAUGGGGAGCACAUGGAGACAUGGAUGGAAUGUUAACUCUAGGGUUUUCUAGACCAGAAGCCUACAACAUCCUCCUCUAAAUGUAGAACGACCUUAGUGCCGGUGGAUAACCCCCUCCGAAGCACACCUAUAGUGAAUUUGAACUGGCAGUGGAUACUACAGCUUCCAUCCAGACAGCAAACCAAAGCAGAGCAUUUCCAUUGCUCCAUUUUUAUUAAUUAAAUCCAUAACUUUGACUAUUUAUAUUCCCUUUUUUUGGAAGGAUUCCUGUAGCUGUGAGCUUCAAAGACAGAUUUUUAAAAAAGUAAUCUGUAAAAAUGGGUCCUGGAAUGGAAGCAGCAGACAUAGCUGUGGUAGCACUGUAUUUUGUCUUGGUGCUAGUCAUCGGGUUUUUUGCCAUGUGGAAAGCCAAUCGCAGCACUGUGAGUGACUACUUCCUGGCUGGACGCUCCAUGACGUGGAUAGUGAUAGGUGCAUCACUCUUCGUGAGUAACAUUGGCAGUGAACAUUUCAUAGGCCUGGCUGGAUCAGGAGCAGCAAGUGGCUUUGCUGUUGGAGCAUGGGAAUUUAAUGCACUUCUACUUCUGCAGCUGCUUGGCUGGGUGUUUAUCCCUGUGUAUAUCCACUCAGGAGUCUACACCAUGCCUGCGUACCUGUCGAAACGCUAUGGUGGCGACAGGCUAAAGGUUUACUUUGCUUUUUUGUCUGUGUUACUUUACAUUUUUACCAGGCUAUCUGUGGACUUGUAUGCUGGAGCUCUCUUUAUUCAGGAGUCCCUUGGGUGGAACCUUUAUCUGUCCAUUGUCCUGCUUAUCAGUAUGACUGCACUGCUCACUGUCACCGGUGGACUGGUGGCAGUUCUGUAUACGGAUGCCCUUCAGGCAGUGUUGAUGAUCGGUGGAGCCCUAACCUUAACCAUCAUCAGCCUAGUCAAAGUCGGUGGGCUAGAGGGUGUCAGAACAAAGUACAUGCAAGCAAUUCCCAAUGUUUCUGCUAUAAUGGCAACUGGAAAUUUCACCUAUUCUCCUUCCUGUCGUAUUGAGCCUAAACCAAACUCACUACGCAUCCUUCACGGUCCUCUGGAUGAAGACAUCCCUUGGCCAGGUUUCAUUCUUGGCCAGACUCCUGCAUCUAUUUGGUACUGGUGUGCAGACCAGGUCAUUGUUCAGAGAGUACUAGCAGCAAAGAACAUUGCUCAUGCUAAGGGCUCGACACUCAUGGCUGGAUUUCUCAAGAUCCUGCCCAUGUUUGUCAUAGUCAUUCCAGGAAUGAUCUCUCGCAUCUUGUUUGCGGAUGAGAUCGCCUGCAUUGGGCCAGAGCACUGCAUGGCUGUGUGUGGCUCUCACGCUGGUUGCUCAAACAUUGCCUACCCUCGUCUGGUCAUGGCUGUGAUGCCUGUGGGACUCAGGGGUCUGAUGAUGGCGGUCAUGAUUGCUGCCCUGAUGAGUGAUCUUGACUCAAUCUUCAACAGUGCAAGCACCAUCUUCACCCUGGACAUCUACCAAACUUUUAGGAGGAAGGCAUCACAGCGUGAGCUGCUAAUUGUGGGCCGCUUGUUUGUUGUACUCAUGGUGGUCAUCAGCAUUGCUUGGGUCCCUGUUAUCAUUGAAAUGCAAGGUGGACAAACAUACCUGUACAUCCAGGAAGUUGCUGGCUACCUCACUCCACCAGUCGCCGCCCUCUUCCUGCUAGGUGUGUUCUGGACACGGUGUAAUGAGAAGGGUGCAUUCUGCGGAGGCAUGACAGGUUUCAUACUAGGUACCAUACGACUGAUCUUAGCUUUUAUCUACCGCCAGCCUCUCUGUGACCAGCCAGAUAAUAGGCCUGCCUUCAUAAUUCAUGUUCAUUACAUGUAUUUUGCUGCUGGGCUGUUCUGGAUUUCAGGGCUGGUGGCAGUGGUGGUCAGCCUCUGCACCUCUCCGCCAGAUAAGGAGCAGGUUUGCACCACCACAAUCUGGGGGCUCCGCAACAUUGAAAUUGUUCCCGCAAAGGACCGAAAGGAAAUGUACAGGCUGUCUGACAAGAAUUGUAAUGGUGAGGCAAGCCUACGUAAAGAAAUGCCAACAGAUGUCAGAAAGGAGAGGUGUUUGGAUGGGGCGGAUGUCAAACUCCUGGUCCCAUCCACUGAACAUGACCCAGCAACCCCUAGUACAGAAACAUCCCCUGCAACCACCCCUGCAGAACAAUUUGGUGAUAGAAGGAUGGAGAUGAUCAGAGCGGAGGAAGGCUGCAAUGGGAAUGGGGAGAGUAGCAGGUGCAUGUGUUUACGGAACUGGUUUUGUGGAUAUAAGGACGGAGCACAGAGUGCACAGCAAAAAGUGGUGCAGGACGAUGCAGGAGUCAUUGCAGAGAUGUUGUACGAGCCACCUAGAGUUAAACUUCUCCUGAACUUGGGUCUGUUAUGCGUCUGCUCUGUGGGCAUCUUCCUGUUUGUUUAUUUUUCACUGUAGUUGAUUCCUGCACCGAACUAAUGGGGUCUUUUAUGAAGGUGGAAGGUAUGUGGGGCUCAAACUGUUGAAUUUUCAGAGAUUUGAGACGCUUUGUCUGUAAUAUUUACAGUUGUCUUUUGUAGCUAUCUAACAGGGAUCUAAGCUUAUUCUAAUCAUUUUUAAAAAAUGAUUAAAGCUUCUUCAUGUGAAAAAACAAUACUCCUUUAUGACUAUGAAGCCUAUCUGGCAAUGGUGUGUCCAUUUUGUACAAUUCUUGUUGUUAAUCCUUCAUUCAGAAUAUCUACUGGGAUUUUUAGAAUUGUAGUACUCUAAGCGAAUUUAAUAUUUGCCUUAUUUGACAUAUGCACAUGUCUUUCUUUUUUUUUUUGUAUGGUGAAAAAAACAUGUAUUCUGUGAUAGAAGCUUUUUUUCCACUCUUGUUGACAGUGAGUGUAGGUUUAGUUGCUGUUGUAGCAUACAUAUGUCUGUAAAAACUAUUUUAGGUUAUUGCCCUUUUUUUUUUUUUUUUUUUUUUUUU
Seriola dumerili (greater amberjack) is the source of this 3177-nucleotide messenger RNA. It is a transcript of the gene slc5a3b, whose product is annotated as sodium/myo-inositol cotransporter-like. Gene Ontology annotation, biological process: inositol metabolic process; myo-inositol transport; transmembrane transport. Gene Ontology annotation, molecular function: D-glucose:sodium symporter activity. Lineage: Eukaryota; Metazoa; Chordata; Actinopteri; Carangiformes; Carangidae. The record is from RefSeq and is a predicted model, not a curated record. The transcript has 3 exons. Gene Ontology annotation, cellular component: plasma membrane. The coding region runs from base 528 to 2660 and encodes 710 amino acids.